GGACGAGGCUUAAAUAAAAUGUGCGAGUUUGGCUUUUGUUUUAUUAAUGUAGUUGUAUGUUUAAAGGUCUUUAGAGUGCAGUGCACAGUGUUGUUAUGGAACUGAACGGCUGUCACUGUGACGACGAGGCCGAAGAUGAGGAUACAACGCCCCAUUCCAGAACCGAAGCUGCUAGUAGCGUUAAUGCUACAGCGAACCUGGAGAGCAGUUCUUCCCGGGGAAGCGGCCCCAGAGAGCGGCGGGUGUCGAACCCGAGCUCAGUGAGACAGAGGCUCGACUCACUGAAGAAAAACAGGCCGCCUUUCCCAUGGUUUGGAAUGGAUAUAGGUGGUACCUUGGUAAAGUUGGUGUACUUUGAGCCAAAAGACAUCACAGCAGAAGAAGAACAGGAGGAGGUGGAAAAUCUGAAAAGUAUCCGCCAUUAUCUCACCUCACAAACAGCCUAUAGCAAAACAGGCAUCAGAGAUGUCCACCUGGAACUGCCUGACCUCAUGCUGUGGGGACGUCGGGGCAGCAUGCACUUUAUCCGCUUUCCCACACAGGAUCUCCCAGCUUUCCUACAGAUGGCAAGAGACAAACACUUUUCCAGCCUGCAUACCAUGCUCUGCGCCACUGGCGGUGGUGCGUACAAAUUUGAAGAUGACUUCCGCACAAUGGCAGACCUGGAGCUGCUGAAGCUGGAUGAGUUGGACUGUCUGAUUAAGGGUGUACUUUACAUUGACUCAGUUGUCUCAAGUGGGUCUCCUGAGUGUUACUACUAUGAGAACCCCACAAACACAGACCACUGUGAGCAGAAACCCUUUAAUCUAGAGAACCCCUACCCUCUGCUGCUGGUCAACAUUGGCUCUGGAGUCAGCAUACUGGCCGUGUACUCCAAAGACAAUUACAAACGUGUCACUGGCACAAGUUUGGGUGGUGGCACCUUCUUGGGACUGUGUUGCCUGCUGACUGGCUGCUCCACCUUUGAAGAAGCACUGGAAAUGGCAUCAAGUGGAGAAAGCACUUGUGUGGAUAAACUGGUCAGGGAUAUUUAUGGGGGUGACUAUGAGAGAUUUGGUUUGCCGGGAUGGGCUGUUGCCUCAAGCUUUGGGAAUAUGAUGUGCAAAGACAAGAGAAAUUCUGUCACAAAAGAGGACUUGGCAAGAGCUACACUUGUCACCAUUACAAACAACAUAGGAUCAAUCACACGCAUGUGUGCACUUAAUGAGAAUAUUGAGAGAGUAAUGUUUGUUGGGAACUUCCUAAGAGUGAACACUUUAUCCAUGAAGCUGUUGGCUUAUGCUAUGGACUACUGGAGUAAAGGACAGCUCAAAGCACUUUUCCUUAGACAUGAGGGUUAUUUUGGUGCUGUCGGAGCGCUGUUGGAAUUGAUGAAUCCGUCUUGAUCAACGCUGAUCCUACUUGUCUCAGGUCAUGGUUACAAUCAAAUGUCCCAAUAAUUUUGGGGAUUUACCAAAGAUGCCUUGACUGUUUGAUUGCAAUUUAAAUCUGUAAUGAGGCAUGUAUCAGUAAUGGCCCUUAACUUUUCUGUUAUAUAGCUGCACUGCAGAAAGCACAUUAGGAAGACAAGGUUUAUGUGCAGGGUUUAUUGGCAAAACCUGUAAAUAUAUAUGACGGCUUUUGGUUUCCCUGGGGAGCAGCUUUUUCAUUAAAAUAUCUUACAAUGUUUCUGUGAAAACACAAUAGCAAUAGCUAUCAUUGUAGAAAAAAAAUAAUUGUCAGUGAAAAUACUUUUAGGAAAUUAUUUCAUUUUUAUCAACUGCUUUUUCUAGGUCAGGGUCGUGGCUGGUCCUGUUUUACCAAAAACACUGGGUGCUAGGCAGGAAUACCCUGGACAGGGUGCCAAUCCUUCACAUGGCUUUUGAGCCUCUAUCAAUCACCCCCCACCCCCAAUUCUCCCAAAACAUAGUCAAUCAUGUCUGCUUAGAUGCCUGGCUGGCAUAUAGCACAGCAUUUUGGCAGUGGUGGGCUAGCGUAAUUAAAAGUUAUUGUAAAUGUAAAUGAUUGUCUUAGUCCUUAUCUUAAGGCAACUUGGCUGGAGAUCUAACCAAAGAUGUGGAACUUUUGGGAUUGUGAGGUUAGGUUUUUUACUUUCUAUACACAUUUUUGUUUAAAUGUAAUCAAGUUAUUGUUAUAAAAUAUUAUUUUGUAAUUAUUACUAUGAAAGUAAAAUUACCAUUGUUCAAGAAAAAGGUCUAAAUUUCUUGUGUAUAUAUAUAUAUUAUUGUACACCCCAACUUUGUACUUAUUUUACAAUAAAAAAUGUUAACAACACUAAA
Trichomycterus rosablanca is the source of this 2279-nucleotide messenger RNA. It is a transcript of the gene pank2, whose product is annotated as pantothenate kinase 2. Gene Ontology annotation, molecular function: ATP binding; pantothenate kinase activity. The record is from RefSeq and is a predicted model, not a curated record. The transcript has 7 exons. Lineage: Eukaryota; Metazoa; Chordata; Actinopteri; Siluriformes; Trichomycteridae. Gene Ontology annotation, biological process: coenzyme A biosynthetic process. Gene Ontology annotation, cellular component: cytosol; nucleus. Bases 96 to 1385 code for a protein of 429 amino acids.